Penicillium cosmopolitanum is the source of this 1998-nucleotide messenger RNA. RefSeq lists its product as uncharacterized. Bases 1 to 1998 code for a protein of 665 amino acids. Gene Ontology annotation, cellular component: cytoplasm; nucleus; XPC complex. Gene Ontology annotation, molecular function: damaged DNA binding; single-stranded DNA binding. Lineage: Eukaryota; Fungi; Ascomycota; Eurotiomycetes; Eurotiales; Aspergillaceae. The record is from RefSeq and is a predicted model, not a curated record. The transcript is spliced from 4 exons. Gene Ontology annotation, biological process: nucleotide-excision repair; mismatch repair.
AUGGCGCGCCAGUCCCGAGCCCGCUCUACACGGGACAGGGCAUCUCGUGGCCGCCAUCUCAAUGAGAGGACACGAGACGAACGAACCCAGGAAGCGUAUAACGAGAUGCUUGCCGAGGCCGAAUCUCGAGAUCCUGCCCAGUUCCACGAAGACCGGCCGAUCAAACGACGCCGAAGGGGCGACAUGAGAGCCAUUUCCCUGGAUUCGUCACUUCCGAAGGAUCCAGAUGAGACGUCGCACAAUGAAUCUACACAGCAAAUCCAGACGGUAUAUGAUUCAGGCAGCUCAGAUGAAUCCGAUGUCGAGUGGGAAGAUGUCGACAUUCCACAACCUAUACCAGGGCCGUCCAGUGCAUCCUUGGCAGUACAGGAAAACGACGAACCUUUGGAGAUAACAUUGGGACAAGAGCCUCAGGCUAGAAAAAAAAACUAUCCCAAAGAGAAAACCCAUCACAGCGGCCGAGAAGAAAAUACGAUUGGACGUCCACAAAUCCCACCUUCUGUGCCUUUUAGGUCAUACGAAAGCAAGCCACAAUUUUCCAGAUCCACAACCUUUGUCGAUGGCCUAAACCAGGCAGCAGAUAUCUUCAGUCGAAGAUUUCGCAUCACCAAGCCAGGGUUAAAGCGCGCACACUGGGCGGAGGGCCAAGAGCAGCUUAAGCAAAAAGUGGAAUCUAUUAUGUCCAAUGCUGAGGUAUUUUUGUCAAGGGAGGAUUUUAUAUCACAGGCCAAAAUGAUGCAGGGUUCCCGGGAUUUUGGUGCACAAUUAUUCUGCGCGUUGCUGCGCUCAGCUGCCAUAGAAUCAAGGCUCGUCUGUUCACUACAGGCGCUCCCAUUCUCUGGAACGGUCAAGGACAUGACACCAUCCAAAAAAGGACUGGAAUACAUAGUUAUUUCUUCCGAUGACCAUGAAACGUCUACGGAUGAGCGGAUGAAAGCCAGUGACUCUCCAUCUGCCUCAAGAGUGCGGCGUCUUGGUCGUCCUGAAUUCAAACCGCGCUCUAUUCAGUCUCCAGCGCGUCUAGGUUCUAUCCCGACUCCUCGAGAGUCCUCUUAUCCUGUGUUUUGGGUUGAGGCAUUUAAUGAAGCCAUGCAAAAAUGGGUCUCAGUCGACCCCAUUGUGACAAAAACACUGGGAAAGCCGUUCAAGUUUGAACCACCGGCAAGUGAUCCAUAUAACAUGAUGAACUACGUGGUUGGCUUUGAAGACGAUGCUUCUGCGAGAGACAUUACGAGGCGCUAUGCGAAGGCUUUCAAUGCGAAAACGCGGAAGUUGCGAGUGGAGUCAACCCGUCAUGGAGAAAAGUGGUGGGAACAUGCAUUGAAAGCAUAUGAAAGACCUUUCUUCGAGGAUAGAGAUGAGUUGGAGAUCAGCGAGUUGACCUCGAAGUCUGCGGCUGAACCGAUGCCACGAAAUAUUCUGGAUUUUAAGGACCAUCCUGUCUACGCACUUGAACGGCACAUACGUCGUAACGAGGUGAUAUUUCCCAAGCGUGUCAUUGGACAUGUUGGCUUGAGCAAGAGUGGUGCGAACAGCGAUACCUUGGAUUCGAUAUAUCGUCGAUCUGACGUACAUACGGUACGCAGUGCAGACAAAUGGUAUCGCAUGGGAAGAGAUGUGAAAGUGGGCGAGCAACCCCUCAAGCGAGUCAAUGCAAUACGACCCAAGGGCGGGGUGACUAGCGAUGACGAGACAGACGAACCGGAGCAAACGGCACUUUAUGCAGAAUACCAAACUCACACAUACCACCCUCCACCUGUGGUCCAAGGGAGAAUACCAAAAAACAGCUAUGGCAACUUGGAUGUAUACGUUCCAAGUAUGAUCCCUCCUGGGGGAAUCCACAUCAAGCAGCCGGAAGCCGCUCGAGCCGCUCGUCUUCUCGGAAUCGACUAUGCGGAUGCUGUUACUGGUUUCGACUUCAAAGGACGUCGGGGAACAGCAGUAUUGGGGGAAUUGUGGUUGCCACCGAGUAUCAAGAAGCACUUGCAGAAGUGCUGA